CACUUCGCAGCCAUCUCCAGCAAUUUUUUCCGUAUUUACUUUGUUUGAUGAGUAAUACCGUCAGAAAAUGUGUUAACGUUUGAAGAAGUUCCGAGCGAUAGAUAUGGAGUCGAGUGAUACACUUGAUUGUGCCGUCAGAGUCAAGGAGGAGCCUAGCGAUAUGUCGUUCACUGAAAAUUAUUGGGACACGGUCGACGAGAAACCCGAUCUAAAAAAUUUCCAACUGUUACCAUUACUGGAAGACAAUUCGAUCAUUCGAAAAUGUGACGAAAAUCAUGAAAGUAAACUGAACAACGAAGUGAAGAUAGUUUUUGAAUGCGAAGAUGUAAAGCCCAAUAUAGAUUUGUCAAUAGUUAAACAAAUUGACGACUAUUCUCAAAAUCAUUUGCAAUAUAUGAAUUACAGUGAUAAUGAUAAAACUCAAGACACGAUUAAAAUAGAACCUGCGGUGGAAGUGGAAAGAGACACUUUUGGCAACGAUGCAGAAAAAUUGAAUUUGAAUUACAAUUGUGAACGCAGUGAAAAAAAUAACAUGAAAAGAAUCGCAAAAAAGGUUAAAAACAACCAUAACCUCAAAAUCCACAUCAAUUCAGUGAAUAAUGGUAUCGAUCAUGUAUGCGGUAUAUGUGGAAAAAAAUUCACACAAAAAGGAAAUCUCAAAAUUCACAUUGAUGCGAUUCAUAAUGGUAUGGCACCAACAUGCGAAAUAUGCGGAAAGAAAUUUCAAACGAAGAAUAAACUUAAGAUUCACAUCGAUUCAAGAUUAAUUCAGCGAUCAAUCCUAAACGAGACAUAA
Molecule: messenger RNA, 796 nt
Organism: Trichogramma pretiosum
Lineage: Eukaryota; Metazoa; Arthropoda; Insecta; Hymenoptera; Trichogrammatidae
Product: zinc finger and BTB domain-containing protein 49-like
Exons: 4
Coding region: 104-796 (230 amino acids)
Biological process (GO): regulation of transcription by RNA polymerase II
Cellular component (GO): nucleus
Source: RefSeq, a predicted model, not a curated record